AAAAAGGAAGAAGACUUCACAGUAAUAUUGAUAUGUAGGUUAUUAUUUUUUUUUUUAACUUUUACUUGUUAUACAGUCUGUGAGCUUACUACUUGGUACCUUGAUCUAAUGCUGCUGGUGGAGAGCUGAGAGGUGUUUUUCCAUCAUGAAGGCUGUAGCCGACUUCCUCAGCAUAUUUCACAUUGAGGCCAGUGGCUGGUCUGUUACAUUCAGCCUCUUCCUCAUCUUUCUAGGUCUUCUCUACUGGUAUUCAAUUUAUCCGUUUUCAGUUCUUUCUCGAUGCGGCAUCAAACAUCCAAAGCCAGUACCUUUCUAUGGCAACAUAUUCAUGUUUCGCGAGGGUUUUUUCAACCCCAUCAAUGAUCUCAUAAGGACACAUGGCAGAGUUUGUGGGUACUAUUUGGGGCGCAGACCGGUGGUGGUGGUAGCAGACCCUGACAUGCUCAGACAAGUGAUGGUCAGAGACUUCAGCAGUUUCCCAAACAGAAUGACUGUUCGCUUUGCCACCAAGCCCAUGACUGACUGUCUGCUCAUGCUGAGGAAUGAACGCUGGAAGAGAGUGCGGAGCAUCCUGACCCCCUCCUUCAGUGCGGCCAAGAUGAAAGAGAUGGUUCCACUCAUCAACACAGCCAUCAGUGCCCUGAUGAACAACUUAAACGUGUACGCUGAGUCUGGAGAGGCCUUUGACAUCCACAGAUGUUUCGGCUGCUUCACCAUGGAUGUUAUCGCCAGUGUGGCAUUUGCAACUCAGGUGGACUCUCAGAACAACCCAGAUGACCCGUUUGUCCGCCACGCUCAGAUGUUCUUCUCCUUUUCUUUCUUCAGGCCCAUCAUGCUGUUGUUCAUUGCUUUUCCUUUCAUCAUGGCUCCACUGGCGGGACUCAUCCCCAACAAAAGACGUGACCAGAUGAAUCAGUUCUUCAUCAACAGCAUUCAGAAGAUUAUCAAGCAGAGAGAGGAGCAGCCUCCUGAACAGAGGCGCCGAGAUUUCCUUCAGCUGAUGUUGGACGCUCGCACCAGCAAGGAGUCUGUGUCUUUGGAACAGUUUGAUACAGCGAACCACACUGAUGAGCUCGAUCUCAGGAACCAGCAAACACAGCCGUCGACCUCGGAUCAGGACAGUGACCGACUUCACCCACAGGAGCCGCACGCCAGGCGUCCUCAGAAAAAGAUGAUGACUGAGGAUGAGAUCGUGGGUCAGGCUUUUGUCUUCCUCCUUGCAGGCUACGAAACCAGCAGCAACACAUUGGCUUUCACCUGCUACCUCCUGGCCCUCAACCCUGAAUGUCAGCACAAAGUACAGGAAGAGGUGGAUGAGUUCUUUACUAGAUAUGAGUCACCAAAUUACACAAAUGUUCAGGAGCUGAAGUACUUGGACAUGGUUAUUUGUGAAGCAUUGCGCCUCUACCCUCCUGGAUUCAGGUUUGCACGAGACAUCGACAGUGACUGUGUGGUGAAUGGCCAGUUCCUGCCUAAAGGAGCGACGCUGGAAAUCCCAGCAGGCUUCCUCCAUUACGACCCAGAGCACUGGCCAGAGCCUGAGAAGUUCAUCCCUGAGAGAUUCACACCAGAGGCCAAGGCCAGUAGACAUCCAUUUGUAUACCUGCCGUUUGGGGCCGGUCCCCGUAACUGUGUGGGAAUGAGGCUCGCUCAGCUGGAGAUCAGAAUGGCUUUAGUUCGGCUGUUUCAGAAGUACAGCAUUGUGGCCUGCUCUGAGACAAAGGUUCCUCUCGAGCUGAAGUCAUCAAGCACUUUAGGACCUAAAAAUGGCAUAUUUGUGAAAAUCACAAGAAGAGACAUGGGUGGAGGUCAACUGAAUUCUCCACCAGAUGAUUAGAAACUCACCGUUCAUCUUCUUGGAUGGUAGAAAAAAAUUCAGUGAAGUUACAAACCAUCCUGUAGGUCCAAGUUGUGACAAUGACACACCGUGUCAGCGUGUCACUUUAAAGUGUGUGAGCAAUUUUCUAAAUCUGUAAUUUACCUUUACAUCAGAAUGUUUCCAUAAUUACUUUAACAUUAUAAAGUAAAUUACAAGUUACAGUGCCCUCUAUACCUGGAUUAUUUUGCUCAUCUGGUGCCUUUCUCUUUUCUUGAGGAGUGAUCUGGAAAGUGGACUGAGCAUGAGUAUCACUACGCUGUAAUGAUAAAUGACAUUUUCACAAAAGUGCAGUUGAUCUGAUCAGGCACUGUGGAGGACACGGUUGAGGUCCCUCUGAACUCUACUACUGAUGGCUUCAUCACUUAUUAUAGUGAUGAAAAAAUAAGUGUGACAGAGGGAGCUGGAGGUCAUGUGAAUAACGACAGAGGAGUGAACAAAGGAAGAGUUGUGGUCCACUAAAAGAGAGCAACUCUGCCUCUUACCUCAGUAUAAAGGAAUAAUGAAUUAUGUUUUGCUGCUUUGAUUUUGAACAGGCUACAACAUCACUGUCAUAAAUGGUCAUUUAGGUCAAACCAUUCAUCUGAACAGUAGUUUUUAUUUCAUCAUGAGCAGGUGAUAACAGGUUUGCACUGUAGCGUUAGGAUUAUUUUUAAUCAGUUUAUAGACACAUUUUAUAGUUUUUCAGAAAUGCUGCAUGCAGGGAGCAGUUCGUUUGCUGAUUCAAAAAUCACUUUGGAAGUCCUUACAUUUAUUACUGUCAUAUUUCUAUAAUUUAAUUUACUCAGUUGAAAGCUGCUAUUUUAGAGUGAAACAAUUUCUCAUAUUAUGUUUCUAGGUGUUAUCGCUUUUCCGUGGGAGUGAUUCUGAGUUCAUGAUUUCUAAAUGCUGCCUUGAGUUAAUUUUGGUCUUGACUGUAUGCAAUGAGAGAUUUACUGACGCUGAACUUGAAUGUUUCUGUUAAACAGUGUGCAUAUUUCUGCAACAGGGAUCAA
Molecule: messenger RNA, 2871 nt
Organism: Toxotes jaculatrix (banded archerfish)
Lineage: Eukaryota; Metazoa; Chordata; Actinopteri; Toxotidae
Gene: tbxas1
Product: thromboxane A synthase 1 (platelet)
Exons: 14
Coding region: 146-1837 (563 amino acids)
Molecular function (GO): heme binding; steroid hydroxylase activity; iron ion binding
Source: RefSeq, a predicted model, not a curated record